Molecule: messenger RNA, 441 nt
Organism: Enterobius vermicularis (human pinworm)
Lineage: Eukaryota; Metazoa; Nematoda; Chromadorea; Rhabditida; Oxyuridae
Source: the annotation of a GenBank genome assembly
AUGGUACGUUUACGUAAUCAGAAUGAUCAUUUCGCUCCUGUUAUUGGCCGUUCCUCAAAAAGGAAAAAGGGUCCUGUUGAUACAUCGACGCCAAUAAGCCGGCUUCCAGCUACAUCAGCAAAAAUUUCAAGAACUGCCAAAGUGUCUCCUGCACUUAGUGAGAUCAGUCCUGUAAGCAGUGCUCCGGAGUCACGUAAAGCUGCCCGUUUGGCUUUAAAGGAGAACCACAAGAAAUUAAAGUCUUUAAUGGUGGGAGUUGAUCAUGUACGACCUAUGCCAAACAAAUCCAUAUUCCAAAAAGAUUUUUUUGAAGACCGACCCAGAUUACUGUCUUUCUUCCAUGUUUUAGUGGCUUCUGUUUACGCUUUUAUCAUAUUCAAAACCGUUACUUAUUUUGAUAUUGAUAUUUACAUUGCUAAUUUGUGGAAGGGUUUCCACUAA